Iphiclides podalirius (scarce swallowtail) is the source of this 4041-nucleotide messenger RNA. Lineage: Eukaryota; Metazoa; Arthropoda; Insecta; Lepidoptera; Papilionidae. The record is from the annotation of a GenBank genome assembly.
AUGUAUCGCAACGGACGACUUGGUACGUCCACGUUGUCUGGUGCUUCAGAUUUACGGGUGUCGGGUGCUAUUGAGCUAUCAGAAGCCGCCAACACCGAGGCCCAGUUGCGAAACAGCGUAAGGGCGGGUGGGACCGCGCGUUAUGGCGUGAAGGUGAGGCGCGAUGGGCGUCCGCCAGCCGCCAGUGCUCGGCGGACGCGCGAUCCGACCGCACACCGCACUCAGGCCGCCUCCGACCACGCUAAUAUCCCGGCGACCGUCACGAAACUGACGCACGUGCGGGCGAUAACUCCACGAUUAUCGUGUUCCGUCGUCUCCGGACGCUCCAUAGUGAUGAAGCUGUUCAAGAGGAGGCUGUCGUUCAGCAGAGACAAACAGAAACGGGUUCCUAACGCGGACGAUCCUUUUGAGCACGAGGACAAAGCGCGGUUUUCGGAUACGAGUUGGCAAAUCCAUAAAACAUGGAUACGCAACGGAGAUCCGCUCCCGCUGUCGCCUCCGCAGGCACGGACUCCUGCGGCAAUCGGCGCACCCGCGGCCACUCCGACCACGCCCCUACGAAGCGACGCGAAUGGCAUCUAUGACACCAUCACCACUCGAGCGGUGAGCGCCCCAGCUACGCCAGGAACUCCGGCUUACACACGCGAACAUGGCGCGCGAUCAGCGAGUUACCCCGGUGGUGCGGGCGCCAGCAGGCUGGACCUGUGCUACGUGGCGGAACGCAUGCUGGCACUCCACCUCCAGCACAGAGAUGCACACGCAGAGGCACAGGCGGCGCAUAUGCUCUCCAAUAAACACGGAGAACACUAUAUGGUGUUUGAGGUGAGCGGUGGUGAGGAGUGCGCCGGUUUCCCUGAGGGUCGGACGGCGCGCGGCGUGUUCGGCCGCACGCACAGUCUGGGCUGGCCCGGGGACCUGGCUCCGCCGCUGGAACGCCUCUGCGCCGCUUGCAAACACAUCGAGAGCUGGCUCGCUGCCCACCCCAGGAAUGUAGCCGUACUGCUGGCAUGGGGCAACCGCGAGAGGUUAGGCGUGCUGGUGGCGGCGUACAUGCACUACUCCGCCAUCUGCGGAGCUCCCGAACACGCGCUCGACCGCUACGCCAUGCGCCGCUACCUCGACGACCGCGUGCCCGUCUUCCAACUACCUUCGAACAAAAGAUACAUAGACACUUUCGCCGGGCUACUGGCUGGACAGAUCCGAGUAAACGCCGCACCGCUGCAGCUGACGCACGUGAGCGUCGCUGGCUCACUAGCCGCCCCCUCCACCCCGACGAUCGCCUUCCUCAAAAUAUACGAGAAUUUCAUCUGCGUUUACACCUCGGGGUUGUACAUGGUGAACGGCGGCAGCUGGACCGUGGAAGUGGGGAGGCUGUCGCUGCGCGGCGACGUGCUUGUGCGGGCCUACCGGCGGCCAGCGGGUGCGGGCGGGGCCGCGGCGGCCCAGCGGCAGCUCGUGUUCGCCUGCCAGUUCCACACCUGCGCGGUGGCCGACCACACGCUCUCCCUCACUAAGCAGCAGCUCGACCACGCCGCGCACGACGCGUCGUUCCCGAGUGACGGCGCCGUGGAGCUGGUGUUCGUGCGCGGUGCGGGGAGCAGCGGCGCGGCGCCCGCCCCCACUCCCGCCGCACCCCUGCGCGCCGCGCCCGACGCACUCGCGCGGGCCGACUCGCUCGAGCACUUGCGCCCCCUCUCGGCGCUCACCGACGACGAGCCCGGUGAGAACAACGGCAGCGCCGAGGGCUCGGGUUCGGGCGGCGAGGCGGGCGAGGGGGCGGAGGGGGCGCACACGUUCGGGCCGCUCGACGGUUCCAUCUACGCGACGGUGGUGCGGCCGGGCGGCGGGCCCUCGUCGCCGCUCAGCGCCUCCAUGGACUCUGGGAUCUCGUCGGCGGGCCGCCGCGCGGCGCCCAGCCCGCCCGACGAGCUCGACGCGCUGCUCGGCGACAUGUUGCGCACGGUGAGCGCGCUGCCGGAUCCGCCGCCAGCGGUGGGCGCGCCGUCGCAGUCGAACGCCGACCGCGCGCCCGACAUACCGUACCACGCGCGCGCUGACUCGGCACCCUUCACGUACGGCGCGCCCGGCCUCCGCCCCGGCAUGCUGCGCGCCUCCAACCGCCUCGCCAGCCCCGAGCUGGUGCGCCGCGCGCUCGGCCCCGACCGCCCCUACCGACCCAUAGAGGACGACGACGACGAGCGCACCGUCACCCCCGACCCGCCCUCGCCGCGCACGCCCCUCUCGCCGCGCAACCUCCGCAAAUUCAUCCACGAACAAACGAUCACCACCACCUCGGCGACACCACGCAACUCCUCGCCGCAGCAGAACGGAAGAUGGCAGAACGGUGACGCGGAAUGGAUAGAGAGGCCUCCAAGCAGUGCAAGGAAGGCGACACCAGAGAAUGGGACAUGGCAAUCGACCAGCACCCUGGGCUGGCCCGAGAGCUCCCGAGGGCGAGAAUCUCGAAGGUCGGAGAGCAGCGCCGAAGGAAGUUCAGGUCUCACUUGGCUGCAGAGGCAACAGCAGAAGCUUCGCGAAAGGAAAGAAGCAAGGGAAAGAGUCGCUCGACUACCGCUCGAGUGGGAUACUACGUCUUCCCGACAUGUGCGCCGCUCUGCCAGCCACCGUGUGGAUGGAUACACAAGUGACACAACAGCCUUCGCCGAUGAUGAUGAAGACUUCACCGUACCUCUACACGUGAACACGCGCACGCCUCUUAGGACUGACAGUGUCAGCCCUCAAGCUCCAGACAGAACCUCGUCUAAAAAGUUCAUGUAUGAAAAGAUGACGAUGCGCGAAUGGAGUGCAAGCACCACGCCUACGAGCACCCUGACGCCCGGAUUACUGUCGCUUGCGGAGCCUAUUAACCACGAUACUAUGAGCCGAGAAAGGUCGGAGAGCUGGUCGCGCACUGAGUCCCGUAACGAAUCUCGAGCGGAGUCCCGCGCGGGCACGCCGGCCUUUCCCACGCACCCGCGCACGCCCUACCCGCCCACGCCCACGCCCACUCCCACGCCCACGCCCACCUCCAACGCCAGACCGCCGCGCUCGCCGCCCGUCACCAGGACCCACGUUACGCAACCAUUUAAGACAAUUCUACACAUAAAGGAGCGCGAGAGCAGCCCAGAAUCGGAGUACCGCACUUAUAACGGCGUGGGCAGCUUGGGCACCGGCCAGCGCCGCGGCAGCGCCGGCUCGGAGCCGCAGCACGUGGCGCCGGACCGGGUACGGUUCGCGCGCGACACCAGCCACUACUGGUACAAGCCCAACAUCUCCCGCGAUGACGCGAUAGCGGCGCUGCAGCACCUGGAGGAGGGCGCUUUCAUCGUGCGCGACUCGAACUCGUUCCCGGGUGCGUUCGGGCUGGCGGUGCGGGCGGGCGGGGGCGGGGCAGGGGGCGCGGGGGCCGUUCGCCACUUCCUCGUGGAGCCGGCGGCGCGCGGGGUGCGGCUGCGCGGCUGCCCCGACGAGCCCGUCUUCAGCUCGCUCUCCGCCCUCGUGUACCAGCACACGGUCACGCCGCUGGCGCUGCCGGUGCCCCUCCGGCUGCCCGACAGGGACCCCUGGCCGGGCGGCAGUGUGAACGCAGCAGCCCGCGCGCUCCUGGCCACGGGCGCCGCCUGCCACGUGCUGCUUCUCGGCUCGGAGAACACCGAGGCUCUAACUGGGCCAGCCGCCGUCAAACGCGCUGUUCAAAAUGUGUUACAGAAAAAGUGCGCGGCGCACGUGGUGCACCUGAAGGUGUUCGGCGGCGGCAUCACGCUGACGGACUCUGCGCGCAAGCUGUUCUUCCGCCGCCACUACCCCGCCGCCGCGCUCUCCUACGCCGGCCUCGACCCCGACGAGCGGCGCUACACGCACCGAGACGACGCCAACAACCACACCGAAAAACGCAUCUUUGCUUUCGUGGCGCGAACGUCGUUGGGGGCGGACAACCAGUGCCAUGUAUUCGCUGAACUUGAGCCAGAACAGCCGGCGACGGCUAUUGUUAACUUCGUGAACAAGGCACUACUCGGAAACACGCAAAAGAGGGACAUCAUU